GUUUCCCGCAAUAGAAAAGAAAAGCAGAGAGAGAGAGAGAGAGAGAGAGAGAGAGAAUAGUUUAAUGUAGGGAUGGGGAAGUGGAAAGGCAGACUUCCAACUCUUGUGGGGGCUGCUUCUCUUCCAAUGGCAUCCUUCAUCUUCACUACCUUUUCUCUCUCUUCCUCUCCUUCCUUUCCACAUUCGUCUCUCCACGCGCCAUCUCCACCAGCGCUGCUAGGGUCGGUAUUAUGGUGAAGGAUUCCGAAUACUAUGAUAUUCUCGGUGUCAGCCCUUCCGCUACUGAGGAAGAGAUUCGCAAAGCUUACUAUCUCAAGGCAAGGCAGGUGCAUCCUGACAAAAAUCCAAAUGAUCCUCAAGCUGCUGAAAGAUUUCAGGUAUUAGGAGAAGCUUAUCAGGUUUUAAGUGACCCGGUGCAAAGGCAGGCAUAUGAUGGGAAUGGAAAGUAUUGCAUCUCUAGGGAGACCAUGCUAGACGCCACUACUGUCUUUGCCCUUCUUUUUGGAAGUGAACUGUUCGAGGAUUAUAUAGGACAUCUUGCUGUGGCAUCAAUGGCUUCUUCUGAAUUAGCUUGUGACAUUGAGAAUCCUGAGACACUACAUGAUAGGUUGAAGGCUGUCCAGAAGGAAAGAGAAGAAAAGCUUGCCAGGACACUGAAGGAUUUUCUUAAUCAAUAUGUUCAAGGUGACAAAGAGGGCUUCUUGUAUCAUGCUGAAUCUGAAGCGAAACGACUUGCCAAUGCAGCUUUUGGAGUAGAUAUUCUACACACAAUUGGUUACAUAUAUUCAAGACAGGGUGCAAAAGAACUAGGGAAGAAAAUAGCUUAUCUGGGGGUGCCAUUUUUGGCUGAAUGGGUACGGAACAAGGGGCAUUUCUGGAAAUCACAAAUCACAGCAGCAAAAGGUGCUUUCCAGUUAUUGCAACUGCAAGAAGACAUGCGCCGGCAAUUUAAAACAGAUGGCAGUGCUCCUGAAAAUGAUAUUGAGUCACACAUACGGUUAAACAAAGAUGUGAUGAUGAGCUCAUUAUGGAAACUGAAUGUGGUUGACAUUGAAGUGACCCUUCUACAUGUGUGUGAAAUGGUGUUGCAAGAAAACAAUGUCAAGAAGGAAGAACUUAAAGCUCGUGCAGUCGCUCUGAAAAUUCUUGGAAAAUUUUUUCAGGAUGUACAGAAGAGGGACCAUUGAUAGAAGAACCUCCAGUCUGGGAAAGCUACAAAUCAGAUCUACAUGGAUGUGUAUACUUGAGCUCUGCAAAGCUUACAUGCACUUCCUCACGUGGCCAUGUUCCGACCAGUCAUUUUCUUGAGACAUCAGAGCUUUGCAUCAAGUGGACCCCACCAUUUUGAUGACAUUGCAUUAAAAUCAGCCCGGUCAACUCAUUAGGUUGGCCAAGAAGGUAUAAAAACCACGGUUGGUUUAUGAGAAAUUACCAGGUCCACAUUCAACAUAUAUUUGUGACCUCUUGAUAAGCAGACCAUCCUGAUUUUUGAGCCAGUUAAUACACAUUGCACACCCCUUGUACAUGGAUUGGAUGUGCCAUCGACAUUCUAUAUAUGCAUGUCUGGCCACAUGGGAGGUACAUGUGGGCUUAGCUAUAGCUCUUUAGUAUCAAUGUGAUAUCAUAUUUUAAUUUCCCACUUAGUUGAGCUUUUGCUGAUGAACAGUUUCCUUCAAUAAGGGCGAUAGGACUUUAACCCCUUCCAUGUUGCAACAAAUGAGUGAAAGUCCACGUGUAGUGAAAGAUGAACCAGGUCUCUGUAUUGGAGAGAGACCAUUCACUUCAUAUUUGGUUUUGAGCUUGUUUGGGUCUUCCAGAAGGGUGGAUGAGACCUAUAGGCUUUUGUUCUGUUGUCUUUUGGAAGAUAGAAGUGAUACAUAGGACAGUUGUACGUCCCACAUUCACAUUUGAGCAAUGGGACAAUAGAGCCCAGCCCCCCUAACCCAAAUUGGAGAAGUGAAACCUGUGUCCCAUAGUCCCUCCUUUUGUGGUACAUCCAAACAGGCGCUUAGAAUGCUUUUAUAAUGUUCAAUUAUCAAUAGUCUAUGGCAUUCUUUUAUGGCUUUUUUUUUUUUUAAUGUUAACUGGAAUCCUUUUCUUCCAUGAAGUGGGGUGAGGUGUUUGGCUUCUAAUAUUCUGUAUCCAUUGAACUAACAUCCUAUAAUUCUUAUAUAACUUCUCUGCAGAGGGAAAAGCAACUACGACAUGGUGGAACGUCAAAGAGACAAAACAUCUCAGAUGUUACUGAAGCUGGAAGCAGUUCUGAUUCCAGUUCUGUUGAGGAUUCACCAAGAACACUUUCAUAUCGAACCCCUCAAAUCAC
Molecule: messenger RNA, 2323 nt
Organism: Magnolia sinica
Lineage: Eukaryota; Viridiplantae; Streptophyta; Magnoliopsida; Magnoliales; Magnoliaceae
Product: chaperone protein dnaJ 10
Exons: 9
Coding region: 231-1187 (318 amino acids)
Source: RefSeq, a predicted model, not a curated record